AUGUUCAAGUUUUUCGUGUUCAUCACCAUUUGCGCCGCCUUGGCCUCGGCCAAUCUGGUGCGUGUGCCCAUCUACAAGAACCCCAAACACAGCAAGUCUCAUCGGGCUGUGCAGACCGAAUUAGCUUACUUGCGCUCCAAAUAUAAUGUACCCAGCGCACGCAGCGCCACCGAGCAAUUGGAUAAUGAUCUGAAUAUGGCCUACUAUGGCAAGAUCACCAUCGGUACACCACCACAGGAAUUCUUGGUGCUUUUCGAUUCCGGUUCCUCAAACUUGUGGGUGCCUUCGGCUACUUGCCCCGCCAGCAACCAGGCUUGCCAAUUGCACAGCAAAUACAAUUCAAACGAUUCCAGCACCUAUGUCGCUAAUGGCGAAAGCUUCUCCAUCGAAUAUGGUUCCGGUAGUUUGUCUGGUUUCUUGUCCCAGGACACAGUUCGUGUAGCUGGUCUCACCAUUCAAAACCAAGUAUUCGCUGAAGCUAUGGAAGAACCCGGUACCAGCUUUGUCUACUCGAACUUCGACGGUUUGAUGGGUAUGGCUUUCCAAUCUAUUUCCAACGACGAUGUGGUGCCACCUUUCUACAAUAUGUGGUCUCAAGGACUCAUUGAU
This is a messenger RNA of Rhagoletis zephyria (snowberry fruit fly), 609 nucleotides long. RefSeq names its product lysosomal aspartic protease-like. Gene Ontology annotation, cellular component: lysosome. The record is from RefSeq and is a predicted model, not a curated record. Gene Ontology annotation, biological process: cell death; proteolysis. Gene Ontology annotation, molecular function: aspartic-type endopeptidase activity. Lineage: Eukaryota; Metazoa; Arthropoda; Insecta; Diptera; Tephritidae.